UCAAAAUUAACUGUCACACCUCUGCCUUCUCUCUCUCUCUCUCUCUCUCUCCAAACGCAUUCGAAUCAGCAAUGGCAGGAAGAGGCAAGACCCUCGGAUCUGGAGCGGCCAAGAAAGCCACGUCCAGGAGCAGCAAGGCCGGCCUUCAGUUCCCCGUGGGCCGUAUCGCCCGUUUCCUCAAGGCCGGCAAGUAUGCCGAACGCGUCGGCGCCGGCGCUCCCGUCUACCUCGCCGCCGUCCUCGAAUACCUCGCUGCCGAGGUGCUGGAAUUGGCUGGAAAUGCGGCCAGGGACAACAAGAAGACCCGUAUUGUGCCGCGACACAUUCAGCUCGCGGUGAGGAACGAUGAAGAAUUGAGCAAGCUCCUUGGAGAUGUAACGAUUGCAAAUGGCGGUGUGAUGCCGAAUAUUCACAACCUCUUGCUUCCAAAGAAGGCCGGUGGCUCAUCGAAGCCCUCUGCUGAUGAGGAUUAGUUUACUAGGGUUCAGCACUAUUGAAUUAGGGUAUUUUUUUACUGUUUAGGUUUCAGGGUUUGUUUUCUUGUUGGGAUUGUUGUUUUAGUUGGAUUACUGGUGGGUUUAGUAAUGUGAAUAUCAAGCAAUUUUUCUGGA
This is a messenger RNA of Rhododendron vialii, 611 nucleotides long. RefSeq names its product histone H2A.6-like. NCBI's taxonomy places the organism in Eukaryota, Viridiplantae, Streptophyta, Magnoliopsida, Ericales, Ericaceae. Gene Ontology annotation, cellular component: nucleosome. The coding region runs from base 72 to 473 and encodes 133 amino acids. Gene Ontology annotation, molecular function: DNA binding; structural constituent of chromatin; protein heterodimerization activity. The record is from RefSeq and is a predicted model, not a curated record. The transcript is spliced from 2 exons.